Molecule: messenger RNA, 5307 nt
Organism: Formica exsecta
Lineage: Eukaryota; Metazoa; Arthropoda; Insecta; Hymenoptera; Formicidae
Exons: 4
Coding region: 188-1009 (273 amino acids)
Source: RefSeq, a predicted model, not a curated record
GGACUGCCAAUCCUCGCGGAGCGAAGCACACGGUUCUGCCGCGCGCGCGGCCGGAUCGCAGUCGCAGUUGAAAUCCCGAGAAGAACCGAGCCCCCGUCGCCGCCGAGAGCCCAAGUCGUAAUCCUGGACCAAGUAAACGGACGCCUCGGAGGAUCGUGCCGGGAUCUUCUGGCAUGUGAUCAGAAGCAUGCAGCAGAAGCCACUGAGAGAGCUGGGUUUGUGCCUCAAUACCGGGGGAUCGACAAGCAACGUUGUCGUUGCCGAGAUCUGCAACGAGACACGCGGUGGGCUUCCCCUUCUUCAGAUAUGGCCCAGCGACUCGCCCAGAGCCGAGGCCGACGAUCAGGCUCAAGCUUUUGUGUUCCCAGACGUGCAGGAAAACGUCAACGACAGUGGCAUCGAAUCUAUUCAGGCGUCGCCGUCACCGUGCGGUGUCACCUGCAACAGCCCGGCGAUGACGCCGCAGCAGUCACGUCGCGCCAGCCUGCUGCAUCCGGACCACGCGCGGCUGCAGCUUCCCUAUCUUCACCACAACCACUAUAACGCGGGAGGGCUGAAGAGUCCACCGUCGCCAGACAGGACGUCCGUGGACGAGGACCACGAAGAUCGGCCCGCGCCGCCCAGUCCUUCCAGCUCGACCACCAGCAGCCUGCGAUCAAUGCCGAGCUCGGCAAUCGUGUCGAUGCACUCACAAGACAGAAGACGCAGCAGCAGAUACAGCAUGUUCGACGCUCUGGACUUAGAGUAUGCCCUGUUGAGGGCUGCGGCCCGCGGAUCCGUAGGCCCGUACUCCCUGUCAGAGUCCCUCCACAAGCUGACUUUCACCCAGAGCCUGGCUUUCCCCGCUUUGGCGCGCGGUCUCGCCGCCAAGCAGAGUAUGCCGAGCGGAAGAUCGCAACAGCCCACCGAGAGCGGACUGAACGCCUUCGCCAAGGUAGUGACCGCGAUGGUACUGAUGCUGGUGAGCGUGUUGGUGUUCGGUGUCGUUUACAAGUUUGCCAAGACGUGAGGUUGGUUGCUGGCCCCAGGCCGUUAUCCCGGAUCGACGCAGGAUAACAAUCGUCUGGACGCCAGCGAUGCUUUCAGCGGCAACGUCUGAUGGAGCCUGAGGGAAGAUCUGAAAUUCAUUAUAUGAAGCAUCGGAGGUUCUACAUGAUACGGUCCGCGUUUAGGAUAAACAUUCGCCAGUUCUCCGAUUAUGAAAUAAACGCUUGUACGGAAGACGAAUGAAACAGACGAUGAUACGACUCUGUGACAGUCGAUAUCACCCUAGACUCACCCUAGAUGCGACUAGCCAGGGUGUAAAAAAAUUUUAUACAACGUCUUACUCUUUUUCUUUAUAACCAAUGUGUGUAUUAAAUAUAUCUAAUAUAAAGUUUCAGCGAUGGAGACGACGCUGCCAUGCAUGCAGAGGAACGCGAGAAGGAUAAUGAAAAUAGCGUGAUUGAUAAGGUAAUCGUAACGAGGAUCCGUUGUUGGAUCGACAAAUAGUAUGCGAAUCAAAUAGUAUAUGUGAUGUACGUGUAAUAAUUACGUUUCGUGAUGAAUGUGAAUAAGUAAUAUCGGCGUCGACAAGGAGAUUUCGAUGAACGAAAUGUAUGUCUUCUCGAAAGAGAUAAUUGUACGGGAAAAUCAAGAAAGAUUUAAUCAUUGAAAUCCCGAGUGAGCUCUUUCCAUCUAAAGUAUCUCGAUAUAACGGAUACACAAAUUUGUGCUUUGGUCUCUAUCGCCGACAAGAACAGCGUUUCCGCGCUGAAUUGCUUUUCAUCGAUACUUCAAGUUACGGUAACUCGUUAAAGUAUUAUUCAACGAGUCGUGUCAAUAUCCUUCAACAAUAAGUUUCGCUGCAUUCUAUUGAUAGGCGAUAACUGGGACGGCUCUCAGUCAAUAAUCCCGGAUUGCGACUAUGCGACGAUUGUGAGGACGAUUGAGCCAUUCGUUGAAUUGUCUGCUCUGCGCGAUAAGAUUCGAGAGAUGCGCUUUAUGCAAUCCGGCGAACAAGCUGGAUGCUUCAACUGCGAUUACAUCGCAUUUCAAAUCUAGAUUCUUGCGCAAAAUUAAACGCUAUUAAAGGAUCCCCACAUUUUUUAAAUUACUAAAAUAUAAUUUCGCGAAUUUUUAAUGCAAAUUUCUACUGAAAUGACGAAAUUUUUCCCGUUUAAUUUUCGAUGUAAAUUUAUUUUUAAUUAAACCAUUUAUUAAAAAUUGAUAAAUCUUCACGUUUUGGAUAAAAAUUCGCUUGUAUCCAAUUAAAAAAAUUUUUAAUUAAAAGGAAUAUAACAACAUAUAUAUAACAAAUAUAGUUUGCUCAAAAUAAAAAAAACUUUUUAUCCAUCGUGUCAUAUCUAUUCAAUAUUAUAUUAUAUUAUUUAUUUUUAUAAUUUAUUUGACUAUUUAACUUAACACUGGACUAUCCAGAAAUUUUUUCCCGAAUAAUGUAAUCAUGUUGCUUUGCAGUGCCUUGUACGCGCGCAGAGUUGUCAUCUCAAUACGAACGCCGUAUGCGAGCGAAUAAUCUCGUGACCUCUUCGCGAAUUUUGUGACGGUUCAAGUGCUUUAUAUAACUUCUCUUUGUGACAAUCGGCCGGGAAGCGCUCCUUCCCGGCACAAUUAAAUUAUAAUAUUAAGCGCGACUCGCGAGACCGUCGAGGCUUCCAAUCGGAAACGAAUUGCAACUUCCGACAGUGGGAAAUUAAUCUAUGAAAGCUACAGCGCUUAUCGUCUAUGCUUUGUCUAAAACACAUCGCGGUUUAAAACUAAAUCGAAAUCUAAUAUCGUGCGCGACAUGAAAUAGUUUUCAAAGCAUAAACCGGCUGUUGAUCGACGUUAAGGCUUAUCAUGUAUUUUUAUAAAAUCUGAUAUCGAUCGUUACGUCAGUAAGUAAAAAUAAACUCGACUCGCUUGUUAUAUACUGUUUCCUCAUCAAAGAAUUUUCUAAAGGGUACGAUCUUUAUUUUUGCUAGAUCCUAGGGUCGGUUUCGAUUUCGUUUUAAGCCCGCGUAUUAAUCGAAGUACGCUCAAAAGAAAGCAUCUUUGAGCUUGUUUCGUACAGCCUAGUGUUGUUCGUUUUAUAUAUAAUAAAGUACUAUAUAUAUACAUACAAAACAACUAUACAUAUACAUAUAUAUUGUACAUAUUUAUGAUCAUUACGGAGGCGUAUCUCUUUGUUAUUUCGAUGUUGCGCUCUGUACGAAAAAGCAACGAAAUUUCUAAAGAUAUAAUAAUUCGAGACGCGUCAUGGCAUAGCGAAAGUGCCGUAUUCUAUUUUUUUUUAACUAUCGUACUGUACAAUAUACAUAUAUACAUAUAUACAUAUAUAUGUAAUACUAACUUGUUGCACUACGAUGCAUAAGGAAAGCAAUUUCUUUCUUUAUCUCCUUUGUGUGAUUAUGCGCGACGAAUUUAAAACGGAUGAGACGAUGAUAUUUUCGCGAUUUAAAGUUAAAAUUGAUCAUUUACUUUAUACCUCACAAUUGUACAAAAUGUAUGCUGCCGCAAAUUUUGCGAUCAAACGAAGAAAUCGUGUCUCUCCCAUGAUAGAAUUUACAUAGAUGAGAAAUUUAAUUUUCAUUCUUUGCAAUUUCUUUUUAAUCCGCGGUUCUCAGAUCUUCGAAUGGCGUAAAAGAAAUAAAAUUCAACAAAAAAAAUCUUCUACAAUAGUACAUUUUUAAAUACUAUACUGGAAGAAAAAGAUUAAUAGAACUGUAGUCCUUUACGCGUUUAGUACUAACUCGAAACAAGCGUAGAACUUUUCGAGAGUGAAAAAAAGGGGAGGAGAGACGGAAAUAUGAAAAGGGCGGCUGAAAAGAGCUGACCUAAAUUACACUGCAGUCUCCAUUGUGAUCACGACCCAUAGAACGAUAAUAAAGUUAAAUGGAAAUGAAAAUGGAAUAUUUUAUGUUUUUUAAAGCUUAUUUUCUCUCUCUCUCUCUCUCUCUCUCUCUGUAUUUGAAUAAAGACUGUAUAGUUAAUAAGAAAAAAAAUUAAACAUAUGUGAAAUGUGUAAAUGAAAUUGAUUACACUACGUGCAGAGUGGUAUUCGCGAAUUUUCGGCGGUAUACGUUUUUAUUAUGGUACUUACAAUAUUCUGUUGAGAGAUCCUCUCAUGUCAGAGUAUCCUGUUGAGAGUUAUCAGCCGGUACACCAUGGAAAAUGGGUCGAUGCGAUGUAAAAUUGUUGCGCGUUGAAUUUUAGUCGUGCCAAUAUACGAAUCCGUGAUCUCUCGUAUCAGAGCGUUUCCCCCGAUUCUCUUUGUAAUUCCCUCCCCGCCCCCGUCUACGCUAAAUAUAAUGCUUGUAAAACGUUGUAACUACUACCACCACUCGAUCGUCCCAUUUUGCGAUAAAUUACUUUUCUUCCUUCCCAGUAAAACGCAAAAGAAGAAACAAUAAAAGGACUGGAAAAUUAUUAGUUAGCGGUAAUCUUCUUAAUCUUACUUAUAAUUCAAUCCUCUUUACCUCUUUGUUCUUCUUGGAAUUUAAUCUUAAUGGCUUGGUGUAUUAGUAACAUUGCAGUUAUAAACAAUCGAAAAUUACAAAGGGGUUCGAUUUAGGCGUCGUAACCGCAGAGGUAGACAACCAGACCUUCUUCUUCCAUCAAUCUCAUUUUACUUUCACAAAAUUCACAGAAUUCUAAUUCGAAAAUUAUUUACAAAGAUGUUUAAUGUCGUUUAAUACUAAAGCCCGGUCUACAAUGAGUUAGUUGUUAGUUAUAAGUAAAUUGACCAACUACAGUCGAUUAUUUCAAGAAUAUUCUUGAAAUAAUCAACUGUGGUCAAUUUGCGUGCGACUGACGACUAACGACUCAUUGUAGAUUGGUCAUAACACUCGCUACUCUUCUCUUUGAUUGUAAUAAUCCUAGACGCGUUUAAGAGAUGGACUUGAUUCUCUGUCACGAAACAUCUGAAUGUUAAAAGUUGACAAAGUCCUGCUCCAAAACGCCGAUAGAAAAUUCUCAGGUUUAUUCAUAGCCAGAAUCUAAAACGUUCGAGUUCGCGGGAAGAUUAUCUUGAUUGUAAUUUCAUUUUUCGAAUUCGUGCUAAAUUUCUUGCGACUUCCACAACCAGCGCUUAUUAGGCCAAGCCUUUGAUGCUUAAGCUUGUCUUAUUUUUAUACUAUUUUCACAAAAUGCCAUUAUGAAAUCUUGUUGAUCGUUUUAGUCUAAAAUGAAGUAGAUCCAAAUUUCCAAGCCGGAUGAAUGGACGAAAUAAUCCUUUGGAUCUCUGCGAAUAAAUUUUAAAAGAGUGACGCGAGCACUUUCUUAAAAAAAAAAAAAAAAACUUUUCUCGUAGAUGCCAUUUAUUAUCUU